AGUUUGUGAGACAUUCAAGCUUCUGUCACAAGAGCCCAGGCUGCUAAUUCAAGUUCAUGUUCAAUACCUGUAUACCCCCAACUCCUUAAGGACUGUCACCCUGAUCCUGAAGUUUCCGAAGCCAGCUGUCUGGCCAGGAAUUGCUGCUGGUCUCCAUCUAAAAUCCCAGGCAUCCCUUGGUGUUUUGAAAACUUUAAUGAGUGUUCCAUGCUUCCUGGCUCCGAACGAGUUGACUGUCAUCCAGAACCAGGGGCAAAUGAAGUUAACUGUAAGAGCCGUGGAUGUCACUGGUGUGCUUCUGAAAUUCCCAGCAUUCCGUUUCGCUUCUCUAACACCAAAGUUGCAUCUGAUUGUACCGCAAAAUUUCCCAUUAACAAGCGCAUUGAUUGCCAUCCUCAACCUGGAGCCUCUCAAGAAACUUGUGAAACUAAAGGCUGUUUGUGGUGUUCUUCAGUGGUUGCCAAUGUGCCCUGGUGCUUUUACUCGGCAGAUGGUCCGUAUGGCUAUUCUUUAAAUGACCAACCUGAAAAGACAGCUCAGGGAUGGAGGUUAAUAUUAAACAAACAUGACUCUAUAAGCCUGUUUGGAAAUGACAUUUCCCCAAUUGGAAUGGACAUAGAGUAUCAAACCAAGAAUCGCCUCCGAUUUAGGAUUUAUGAUCCUAAUAAUAAGCGAUUUGAAGUUCCACUCAACAUUGAUUCUCCCCCAAAUGCACCUGUUGACCCUGACUAUGAGAUUGAAUUUUUAAAUAAUACAUCCCUUUAUUUCAGAAUAAUAAGAAAGACCACAGGAACAAUAUUGUGGGAAACAUCUCUUGGAGGCCUAAUUUUUUCUAACCAGUUUUUACAAAUGACCACCACUCUCCCAUCCACUUCAGUUUAUGGAUUUGGUGAACAUGAACAUCCAUCCUUUAAGCAUGAUGUUAAUUUUGUUAAAUAUGGAAUGUUUUCCAGAGAUCAAUCGCCAGCGGCAUUUAGCAAUCUCUAUGGAGUUCAUCCUUUUUAUAUGUGCAUAGAGAAUGAUUUUAAUGCUCAUGGUGUUCUCCUCCUGAAUUCCAAUGCCCAAGAUAUUACUCUGAAACCACAUCCUUCUUUAACAUUCAGGACCAUUGGAGGAAUACUUGACUUUUAUAUAUUUCUUGGACCUACUCCCGAAAAUGUUGUCCAGCAGUACACUGAGGCUAUUGGACGUCCAUAUUUGCCUCCAUACUGGUCUUUGGGAUUUCACCUGAGUCGAUGGGGCUAUCAUAACAUAGAUGUGCUGAAAAAUACAGUUGAACGUUUAAAAAAGUAUGAUAUUCCUCAUGAUGUUCAGUAUGGUGAUGUUGACUACAUGGAACGUCAGAUGGAUUUCACAUAUGACAAAACUAACUUUGUUGGUCUGCCUGAGUACAUUGAUCAACUGAAAAAAGAUGGAAUACAUUAUGUGAUUGCUUUGGAUCCCUUUUUGACAAAGGAUGAACCACGAGGUACUUACAGGCCCUUUGAGCUUGGAGAGGAAAGGGGAAUUUGGAUCAAUAACUCUGAUGGAGUCACGCCAGCUGUUGGCGAGGUGUUGUCUCCAGGAGAGUCAGUAUUUGCAGACUUCACCAACCCCCAAACAUCAUUAUGGUGGAUCGAGAUGUGCAUGGAAUUUCAGAACAUUCUUAACUAUGAUGGAAUCCUGAUUGAUAUGAAUGAACCAGCCAAUUUUGGAAGAGGACAGCAACCAGGAUGUGCAAGGAAUAAUCUAAACAACCCACCCUAUGUGCCUUAUAUCACUGGUGGAGUUUUGGCUGAGAAAACAUUAUGCCCUGAUUCCAAGACAUAUCUGGGAAAUUUUUAUGAUGCACAUUCUUUGUUUGGCUGGUCACAAACAAUACCUACUUUCUAUGCUUGUCAGAAUGCUACAAAAAAGCGAGCAUUUGUUCUGAGUCGUUCAACGUUUGUUGGGAGUGGGCGAUAUACUGGCCAUUGGCUAGGUGAUAACUUUUCCCGUUGGAAAGAUAUGCAUAUGUCAAUCAUUGGAAUGCUAGAAUUUAAUCUCUUUGGAAUUCCAUAUGUUGGAGCUGAUAUAUGUGGGUUUAAUGAAGAAGCAACUUCAGAACUUUGCCUGCGCUGGAUGCAGCUUGGGGCAUUUUAUCCCUUUUCCAGAAACCAUAAUGCAUUUGGAAACAAGGAACAAGACCCUGGGGUGUUUGGAGAAGAGUUUGCUGCAAUUUCCCGUUCUAUUUUAAAGAUUAGAUACUCACUACUGCCUUACUUAUACACCCUCUUCUACCAUUCUCAUGUCAGUGGAAGUACAGUGGUCCGAGGACUGAUGCAUGAAUUUACAUCAGAUCCUCAGACUCAUGGAAUUGACAGAGCAUUCCUUUGGGGCCCAGCUUUAAUGAUUGCUCCAGUUCUUCAAGAGGGAGCAAGAUCUUUGUCCGUGUAUUUUCCUGAAGCAUCGUGGUUCAGCUUAUAUACAAAUUCUUUGGAACUUGGACAAUAA
Choloepus didactylus (southern two-toed sloth) is the source of this 2472-nucleotide messenger RNA. RefSeq names its product sucrase-isomaltase, intestinal-like. NCBI's taxonomy places the organism in Eukaryota, Metazoa, Chordata, Mammalia, Pilosa, Megalonychidae. Gene Ontology annotation, molecular function: carbohydrate binding; alpha-1,4-glucosidase activity. Gene Ontology annotation, biological process: carbohydrate metabolic process. The coding region runs from base 208 to 2472 and encodes 754 amino acids. The record is from RefSeq and is a predicted model, not a curated record. The transcript is spliced from 19 exons.